Messenger RNA from Porites evermanni, 10088 nucleotides. NCBI's taxonomy places the organism in Eukaryota, Metazoa, Cnidaria, Anthozoa, Scleractinia, Poritidae. The record is from the annotation of a GenBank genome assembly.
AUGACAUCGGAAUUGCAGACCGCUCUUGUAAGCGAGUUCUGCUCGCGAGCACCUUGUGAACGCAUUGAUAUUAAGAGUGGAUCGCUGGAAACCGAGGCCAUUCAGAAAUUUUUAUCAAUAUGUUUGAAACAGUACUUCAGUUGCUCCCAGGAUGAAACGAACGAAGCGAGUUUUUCCAAUGUCAGUCCUGAAAUUCUCGAGGUAUGUUGAAAUUCACUUCUUCACCUUAUUCUUUAACGUAAACAAAUGUAUGCUCAAGUAUGCUUGAAAUUGUAGGAAACGUCAAACAAAAAUAGGAAGUCACCAAUUAGCUUCAGAAAAACAUCAAACUACCAAAAGCGAAUUUACUUGGGGAGUCUUAUCGCCCAAACGUCGUGCCUUUGUAUUAAAUUUGUCCCAGCAGGGAAAAUCAUUACGUGACAAAGCUUAGUCAAGCACUUUAGACAAAUCUAAUGUUACAUGAAGUCAACUCGUGUUCCAUAAUAUGACAUGUUUAGUCAAGAAACGAGACUAAGCUUUAGCGCACUGGUUGAUGAAAAAAGAAAUACAGUAUCCCAAACCAUAACUCGUUAUAUUUUUUCAAGAGAGUUAUAACACCGCAAAGAAAAACAGAUAGCAAGGCUUCUUAGUUUUGUUUUUUGAAUGGUAAUAAACCUAAUGCCCUUAAAAAUUUCCUCCCACUACAUAGACAUUUGUUACUCAAGCAAGAGAAUAAACAAAAUACAAUUAGCGCUUCUUUGAAGAAAACGCCCUCUUUCAUUUUAAUUUGGCGGGAUACCAGCUACCUUCUUUAGUCCGUUCAGGGUGGCACUGACCUUUGGCAAUAAUCAAGUGUUCUUUCUCAUAUCAGCUAAACGUAGUAUAGAUCCUGUGCAAGAAGAAGAACUCGUAGAGAGAAGGUGUUUAUCGGCUAUUAAAAUUCAAAUAGAAGACCACUGUUUCGCGUUAAUGAAAGCGGAUGCUAAAUCCUGAUCUUUUAGUAAUCUCAUAAUUGCGCAAAUAAAAAAUGUUUCGAGAAAAUAGCAAUUUUCCACCAGCUUAGACAAUGGCAUCUUACGAUGAUAUCGAACUUAUCAUGUCAUAUCAUAAUACAUGUCGAGCUUUAUAGAUUCUGGCGUUUCUUCUGCGUCUGUUUAGAAAUCUUCAACUCAAUGUUUGUUGUUGCUUGAGAGAUUAUUCUGACGAUGGGUUGACUUUAUCCUUAGUUGCAUUGUGCUGCAGUUUAUGUUGAGAGCUCUCUGAGCGUGCACAGUCGUUUGUUUUCAUGCACAAAUUCAAAUUGUGACUUCUGCCCAGGCGGUUUGCGUACUGGGAUCGCUAAGCAUCAUGGGCGUUGCUCAAAAUCUGAUCAUUUGUGUCAAGUUGGCGUGGAGAGGACAUCUCGCAGGAAGCUGUCGUUACAAUGCGACGUUUCAAUAGGCCAUUUGCACGCGAUGAUUGCACGCGAUGACGUCUAGGGCUUUUGUUGUUCAUUAACCUCGCAAGGAGUGCCAAACUUAGGUACUAAAGGAAAGAACUAAUGAGAUUGUGGUGAUAAUAAUGAAAUGACUCCAUCGGGCACGUUUAAAAUGAUCAGAGGACUAUUGAAAGAUGCGCACGGUCAAGUCCAGAAAAGCGAACUAAACGGAUAACAAUGACUUCCGAGGCGCUCAUAGCUAUAGCCAUUGCGCUUUUUAACCAUGCUUUAUCUAAGGCGCAAUUCCAAGUAAUAAUAUUGACGUCAGAUUCCAAAAUGUAUGCUCGAUUUUUUUCUUCCACGUUUCACAUGUUUUUCCUUCUCAUUUUUUUUCUCUCCAUUGCUAGCCUCGUUCCCAUGCUGGGUCUUCACUUCCUUCCUCCCAACCCUUAGGUUGUUUGAACGUUCGCAAAGUAAGAAGCAAUAAGAAAAGAAAAAACUGACAGCAUGUCUCGUAACAUCGAUCUACAAACAAACAAACUAAAAGAUGUGAUUUGGUUCUGUUGAACAAGAGCAUCUCAUAGAAAAAAUAACUUUUAAUCAGAUAUGCUUAACGUUAUUAAAGGAAAACAGUUUCUAUAUCCAGCUUUAUGAGAUAAACCGUUGUCUUAUACCUCAAAUAGGAUUAAGACAAAUCCUGGUCAGGACUGGCGACAAAAACUACCGAACGUAAUGAGAUUUUGUCGUUUCUCGGAGGUGCCAACAGAAAUACUUCAGUUAUGCGCUUUUUCUAUCUUAUACUGCCAACCCAGCGAGAUAUAUAAUCUUUAGAAGUAUUUUAAGAGGUUAUCAUUACAGACGCUAUCAAGCUCUUUCGCUAUGGGAAAGGGUAUGGCAAAUUUAUCAGUUAAUAGGAAUCAUGUACGCCCGAAAAUAUAAGUUGCUGAGGGUAAUUAUUAAUGUAUCAUUACUGAAUUUUAAAACAAAUGUAUAGAAGAUCCCCGCAAUUAAAGACUCAACUUAUGCAGUCUUAUGCGUCUUAAACUAAGAUAGUGUUAAGAUGAUCUUCUUUACAUUUAUUUCUGUACGUAUCCCGUAGUUCUCAUCAGAUAUGAAAUUCAUUUAUUUCUUAUUUCAUUUCUGAAUUAUGUUAGGAUCAGACUUCAACUUCUGAAGACACCGGCGUCGAAUUGGAUCAAUUCAGUAAUGCUGAUAUCAGUUGCAGGUUCUGUAAGGAUGAUAUGGCACCAGUAUCGCUGGCUUUGAAGGUGAAUUUGUUAUUAUUCACUGUAGUGUUGACUCCCGAUAACUCGAACCGUCGCUAACUCGAACCUCGCGCUAACUCAAACGAAAGUCGAUUUCCCCUGGAUUUCCUUCAUACAUUUACUGUAACUUUACCCUCGCCGGUAACUCGAAGUAAUUUUUGUUUCCCUUCAGAUUAUACAAUUUUACCCUCGGUAACUCGAUUCAUGUUUUAAGCACUUGACAAGUCGGGAAAAAAAACGGUGUACCACUGUACAGAAGUCCGAAGCACUGAAUUUAUCUCAAAACAACCGUGUCGAUUCUUUGUCGUUAAUUUUUUUUGUCCACCUCCAGUUCAAAUUCAGUGUCCAUCCCGGCCGUCAAGUGUGCAUGAUACUUGCACUUCCUCCUCAUCUUUUUGCUUAUUUGCUUAAUACUUCCGGUUAUUUGCUUCGAACUCCCGAUAACUCGAACUUCGUUCGAUUUCCCUAAAACGUUCGAGUUAUCGGGAGUCGACUGUAGUUCAGUUGUUUAGUAUGCAAUAGCGGAUCAGAGGAAGCUUUAGUAGGAUAUCUUUUCCUAGCCUGGGGCCCGUUCCUGGAAAGUCCCGGAAACUUUUCAGGCCCGAGCGCAAAUUCUAAAAUCAAAACCUGUAGAAUAGUAGUAUAGUUCCUGGCUCAUAAACCAGUCAAUUUUCCUUCGUUAGCUGAUAGAUUCGUUGGAUCAUUAUCAAAAUUACUGAAAUUUUAACCUUGAAUGCAAUCACGACAAACACAAAUCAGCUUUUCGGGCCCUAAAAGCUAUCUGGACUUUCGAGAAACGGGCCCCUGAAAUCUUUACUUCUUUCUGAAAAGCCUGUGGUAGACUUGCAGGUAGUGGAGUGUGGCGCGAAAUCAGAAGGCCGGAAAAAAAUAAGGAGGAAAAGAGCCGGGGAGAGAGAUCACAGAAGGGAACUGCGUUCCUUCGCUCUUACCCCCUAUCCCACCCCUGCGCUGUUUUUUUAUGCUCAAAUCUCUUUGCGACCUCAAAAUAAUCUGAACUCCUGAAACAGGCUACUUACUGAACAAGUGGAGGGUUAAAAAGAUAAUUUUUAACACCAACUCCAUCAAGUUUGCCAGGCGCUAGAAAAACUCAACGGUUAAGAGUGAGCUAAAUAGCUACUAACGGGAAAAAGUCAACUGAUUGCAAUGCAUUGCGUAAUGAUGAAAUUGAUAUUGAAUCGAAAUUUACAUGGCGAACUCAUCUCUCAAGAUGAAGAGGUAUUCUUUUGCCUUUUUUAUUUCACAUUUGACCGAUUUACUUUAAUCUGACUCCAGUGAGAUACACUACAGAACACUCUUUUGAGCUUUCGUAUAAGACUGGGAAAAAUAACCUCACUCUGGCACUCUUAGGCACUCUGGAAGUAACAAAAUGUUGUCGUUGUUGUUGUUGUUGUUGUUGUUGUUGUUAUCAUUUUAAUUUGUUUUUGAAAAAAAAGUGAACUGUUUUCCAAAAGAGUCUAGAAAAGUGAGUGUCUGAACUUCUUUCCAAUAUGUAAGAAUUAAUGAGGUCAUUAUUUGAACAUCAGUGUCUCGAACUCAGAAAAGGCAGUGGUGGUGUAGAACAGGAGGCGAGUUUCCGUCUAUGAGUUUAUGAGUUUCCGUUUAACAAGCCCCAGUAACAAAAAGGACGUUCGAAAUAGUGAUUAUAUUAAGCCUGUGUCGAUGACAAUAAUACACAAAAUGACAGCCUUCUUGACAGGCACUUUGACAUGCGCGCGAAACUGACGAAUGCUGAUCGGAAAUCAACGAAACGCGAGACAUCAAAGGCAGGAUCAGAAGGAAUCGGUUCUCACCAACUUUCUCCAUCCCGCCGUUCUUUGCGGUCAAAUUGAGCACUUAGAUAGAAAGUCUUCUGGCCAAAAAAAAGUAGACAAAAUGAAAAAGGGAAACUUGAAACUAACAUUUAUUGUUGUGGCGGCCAUUUUGAAUUUUGAAAUACGAAUAUAAGGACUAAAACUACAUAAUCUGUGACGGUCUGAAUGAAAGUUUGAAAAUUCUCGGAAAAUCCAGAUGACCGCAGAUUUACCAUGAUAACGGGCUCAGCUGUCCAAAUAUGAUACUCAAGCUGUCUUAAAUAUUUAAAGUACUCGAAGGGACUACCCAGAACAAAAACACUUACAAUAUAAUUUCAAUCUUUGUUAAGUCAAUAUUUGGUCACGGCAGACUUACUGUCGUCUGUACUGAUCAACAAUACACACGACAGAUGUGACAUUUUUUUAAAAUGGAAGAGAAAAAGUAAAAUAAUUGUUUGCCGCGCCAAAUUUCAGACCUCACUAUAUCUCCAAACGUUUAUUUCCAAGAACAUUUCCUGCGUUCCUCUAAUUCAAAUUUUCUUUAGUGAGAAUAACAAUUUUAAUUGCCUACUAUAAUUUUGUGGACGGUAGGUAUUGUUCUUUUGCAACCUACCGACAAAUAAAUCUCAUAAAUAGAACUCCAAUACAAAGGACUAGUUUAUAAUGCAUUCUUUUACAGUAAUGUAUUCAAAGUUGUCAGUUCAGCAAAUGUCUUCACGCUAGCAAGCGUAGAUAUUUAGAAACAUAAUAACACAUUUCAGAAAUUCGUCAACGAAAUAGAGCUAAAUUUUACCUGCUUGCGACCGCAAGUGAGGAAAUACUAAAGAUAAAGAUUUAAAGAUUACUAAAGGGUUUAACGAGGUAAGUUUCGCCCUUAAAGCUAAACUUGAUACUUUGCCUGAAUGAAGUUCGACGCGCCGGAGAUCGAUCUCGAGAAGAUUGCAUUGAUUUUGUCUCGGAAGGAAAUUCUUAACAAUUUUUUCCACCUCAAUUAUUUAAAAGAGGUAACUGAUAAUGUUGAAAAAUAAUGUAAAAGGUUAUGUUUUUCAGCCGCCUUUCCAAGUGAGUACCGUAGCUACCAGCCAGUGAUUUAAUAACAUGUGGAUUUGAUGUCGUGAAAAAAUAUACUUAAUUAUGUUUCCAUUUUAUUUGGAAUUACAAAUUAGGUCAGAGCGUAGUCUAGCUUAUGUUUUGUGCAUUUCCUCCUGUCAAAUGGCUUUAAUAAUUAUAAUGGAAACAUAGGCUCGUUUGUGUCACGAAGUAUAUAAAUAUAUUCAUUACGUUCUCAACAUGUGCUUUACCUGUGGUUCGUACAUGCCGUGUAGUCCGGUAAACAAACAAGGUAGGUAGAUGGAUACGCACUCACGAACGUUCAGUCAAUAAGGACCAUGCACAUGCUAAGAAGUGAGCAAUUGGCCACAUUCAUCAUAAUUUCUAUUGGGUUUUUACGGGCCUUGAACUUUCCGAACUUUAAUUCCAUCGCAAAGCAUUGAAGCUUGUAAGCGAAUAUCAGCAACCUUCGAGCUUUUAUUGCGUGAAAUAAAAGGUCAGUGAACUAUGUAAGGAGUUUUUUGCGAGUUAACGCAAGAGUUAAUUUGUUAGAAUUUGCCGAGUAGCGUGGUGAAAGCCUUCAUUGUUAGAACUUUCUCAUAUUUCAUUUCUCCUUUCACAUUCUUUCGAAAUACAUCGGAAAUCCAAUAUCGGCUCUUAACCCCGGCACCAAAAGUGAAAUAAUAACAAUUUUUGUCACGAUCAGACUACCUGCGGGGUUUAGACUUAGUGUUGUGGAAAGCACCGCGCAUUUUUCGCUUCAAUAUAAUUCCUUGCUUUCUUCCAAACAGAACCACCUUGACGCAUGCCCACUCUUCCCAGUCCAAUGUCCUAAUAUGUGCGGCAAGAUGUCGGUCCCCAGAGAGAAGGUACGCUAUCAAACUUAUGCUGUAAUUUGUGAUUAGAAAGAUAGCGAUUUAAGCAAAACAAAAUUCCAUCAUCAAGUUGAACUUUUAAGCGAUAUUACUCCAACAUAGACUCUAUUCACUAAGUUAUCAGAAGAUUUUUAUCAUAAAUAAAAGAUGUGGUUGUUCGUUUGGUAACAAUUUUGAAGGAUUGAUCUAAGUGAAGGGCCAGGCUGAUGUUACACGUCAUGACACUCAAAGAAUUCGUUUAAUUUCGUCGUAAGUAGACCAUGCAUAAAGUUUAUUCGUGUAAAGCAAAAAGUUUAUGUGAAGCCUGUCAGAAGCUAUCGAUGUUUUUUCAAAGAAAUAUUUGUGAAAUGCUCGCUCGGUGGCCAGUGGCAUAUGGUUUUAUUGGGACGUUAUCUGUUGCUAAACAUCUUAUACCUUAUGUGUAUUACCCUUCUUAUGAUGACAAACACGUGCACAUCUGCUCUUAAAAGCUAUAAGGGUAAUUAAGUAAUUCUUUCUGUAUCAUGUCGACAUUUUUUGGCCAAAGUCAUUACAAAAAUCUGAGGAGAGCUUCGACGCUGAAUUCAAAAUUCGACCUGACUGUACUUGAGGCUAUGGCAUCUGAAAGGAUAUAAUUACAGAAUGGUGUUCUGCUGUUUAUUUGGCUGUAAUCGAGGAUUUUAAACCUAAAAGAACUUAAAUUGAAUUUUUUCUUCUUCUGAUGCUGAAGGGUUACUCAUUAGCUUUGAAGGGGCAGCCAAUCGCAAGAUCUCAAUGCUAAAGAUAGCAUUGAGGCGCAAUAAAAUACACCCGACUUGUUCUCUCCCGCACGUUUAUUCUGCUUUUACGCCGUUUGCAUUUUUUUUAUAAGCAAGUAGGAAAAAACAAAUUAGAUGGAACUUAUUGGCGCCAAAUUUCAUUAUAAGAAAGGUGAACUGUUCCGAUGGUACAGUGACUUGUUUCCGUCUUUUAAAGCAAUAACAAAGCUCUGUAUUAACGAAAGAAAGGUUAUUCGACCUAUUCUCGACAUUCUAAAGGAGUGACUUUUUUCCGGCUUUUAACUGAAAAAUAACAAAAACAUGUUGUGAUGGUACUCAGCCAAUUAAAUCGACCCUUUUGAACUCAGAUAUGUUUACUUUGGUGUAAGAACAAACGGCUGGGAAAAAAUUUCGCGAAGGUCAAGCGGCUCGAUAAAAGGCUGCCAAUUUGGCCAGUAAACAUUUCUCCUUUCAGUUAAAACGCGAAGUCCCUUUGUCUGAAAAUGAAAAAGGUCACUCAAUCUUCAAAGAAAGACAAGAUUGACUCUUGAUUAAAAGUCUUCAAUGGAAGGGUCUGAACUGUGCGGGGUGUCCAGCUGAAUUGAUUUUUCAGUGCCCUCAAGCAUUUUCCUGUCUGUAAAGAACAUUAACAGCAAACAGCCGUAAAUUGCAUUGUGCUUUGGUCUUUUUUAAGGUCUUCCUCGGAUGGAGGCCUAGGGGGAGUUAGUUGGGUCGAAAAAAACGACUCGACGAAAGUUUUCAAGCACCGCACCGGUUCUCUUUACCCGUUACACAACUGACUGAUCCUGGGUCUCUAAGGAUGUUGUAAGCCGUAUUUGUCUCUAAAAUAUACAAUCAAUUAAUGUAAUGAAAAAACACAUAGUAUUAAAGGGGAGAAGUUAUUUUAAACGUCUACUGCUUUUUUUUCUUUCAUAUUUAAUAAUGGACCUUUGCGGUUACUUGUUAUCAGGAGGCUGCUGAAGAUAUUCUUUGGAGACAAAAUACGUAUGUUGUAACUAAUUUUUUUUAAUUUUCUAUUUUUUGGUUUUUAGCUAACGGAUCAUAUUAUAGUUGAAUGUCCCAACACAUGUAAUCAUUGCGCCUAUCAAGAUAUCGGCUGUUCCUUUCAGGUAACUUGACAAGUAAUGCUCGUCUAUUGAUACAUAAUUUCUCGCAAAGCGAGGUUAAUAAAUUUGUCGGAAUUAGCGUCGCGCGUUGAUCGCUCAGGCGUGCGCAGUUGAAUCGCAGAUAGCUUACACGGCUGUAUAUGAAUCUACUAGGUUGGCGCCCGUAGUUUCUUAACAACAAAUCAACAAAUGCUUUUGGCGAUGAAUUUCGACAGUAAAUGGUCUUAAGCAAAGGAAGAGCCACUCACCACUCAGUUAUUAAUUCUUCUUCUUCUUCUUCUUCUUCUUCUUCUUCUUAUCUUCAAACUAAGAGGGAAAAUCGAGGUAAAAGACCAUUUGCAGACGGGUUUGCUUCUGUCGGCUAUGUGUGUCGGAGCAGCGUUUCAGUUUCAGCCUAGCUUUUUGCAGUCAAAACCUUGCUUAUUCCCCUGGAAUCUAUCUUUGAAUACAUGUUAAACCGAGACAAAAAAAAAAACAGUGCUUGAUGCUUUUCUCCUCUGAUGGAUUAAAGUCUGGUUUCAGCUGCAUGCCUCGAACGUUGUACAGUCAACUCUCUUUAAGACGGACACCUUUGGGACCGGCACUAGCUGUCCGUCUUAGAGAGAUGUCCGUCUUAUAGAGAGUCAAAUAGAGGGAGGAAAGAAAGGCAGGGACCAACUCCAGGUGUCCGUUUUACAGAAGUGUCCGUCUUAUAGAGGUGUCCGUUAAGAGAGAGUGGACUGUAUUUGUUGCGUUUUUAAGGUGACCCGAAGCUAUGUUAAGCGUCUUUCUUUCCUUCUUUCUUUUAAAUGGGAGCUGACGCUUUCAUAAAAUCGUCCCUUCCAGGCUAAUAACACACUCCAUACCGCCAAUGACCUUUCAAAGCUUCGCACGAGUGUUUUAAACCAACAGAGCAGUAGUGAUUUUUAUCAUCCGCCUUAGAUUUUUUCUUUAAACUUUCUUUGUUUUGCAGGGUACUAAAACUGACCUGACAAAGCACCUUCAGGAAAGCACCGAGAAUCACUUACAGAUGGCUUUAGAAGUGAUAAAGGAACAGCGAACCGAGUUAGGAAUAAUGCGCGGCCGCCUUCGGAAACAGGACGAAAACAUAGCUCAGUUGACGGAAAGUGUCAGCAAAUUGGGAGCAGUUUGUGAGGAAGCCAUCAAGCAUAACCAGGAACAAGAGAAAACUAUAAAUCGCUUGUGUGAGCAAAUGAAAGAGCAAAAGAAACAUCAGUCUAAAUACGAAAAAGAUUUUAAGAGCAGAAUCGCAGAUCUGGAACAACGAGGACUCGAAACGCCGCCGCAAAAUGGUCUUAUUUCUAAUCCCGGACUCAGCAGUGGUUAUGGGGAACUCGUUUGGCGGAUUUCGAAUUUCUCACGGAGAUUGCAACGUGUUCAGUCGGGUCGUAUCGACGACCCGAUGACUAGUGAACCAUUCUACACGUCAGCGUUUGGUUACAAGAUCGUUGUCUGGGCUUACAUUAAUGGUAGAGGCAAAGAAGAGGGAAAGUGUUUGUCUCUUUACGCAUGCGUCAUGUCUGGGGAGUACGAUGCAAUACUCCGCUGGCCGAUCAGACCGCGAUACACUUUUUCUUUACUGGACCAAAAUCCGGACUCUGAGUCCAGGAAAGACCUGACACGUGUACGUAAAGUUCAUGACUUCAAGCGCGAUGAAGUGAGAAGGAAAGGAAUUGAGAGGCCUGGCCGUGAUGAGAGGGCUAUCAUAGUGGGAUUUGAUGACUUUGUCAAACAGGAAGAACUCGAAGAUGGAAAUUUUUUAAUGGAUGACACACUUUUUAUACGUGUUCUAGUGGACAUGCCGGAAUCUUACAGCUGAACUUUUCA